Messenger RNA from Striga asiatica, 612 nucleotides. The record is from the annotation of a GenBank genome assembly. Lineage: Eukaryota; Viridiplantae; Streptophyta; Magnoliopsida; Lamiales; Orobanchaceae.
ACCCCCGCUCCCGCUCCUCUGCACUUCAUCUUCACCAAAAAUUCAUCUCUUGCAUCUUCACGAGAAAAUCGAACGCCUCACGAGCAAAAUCGAACGAAGUCCCUUGCCGUCACGCGACCUCGCCGUCACGCCGUCUCUUCUGACCUCACGCGACCUCGCCGUCACGCCCUCUCUUCUGACCGAAUGCGACCUCGCCGUCACGCCGUCUUCACGACCUCGCCGGACUCUUCAGGACCUCGCCGGAAUUUGCGAGAGUCAAAAUCAUCAGACUUCAAGGGUGUUUCAGGUGUUGUCAAUGAAAGAAUUCGAGAAGCUCAUCAAGAUAAGUCUGCUCCAAAGAUGAUGCUUUUCCCAGAAGGUACAACCACCAAUGGAGACUAUCUUCUUCCAUUCAAGAGUGGUGCAUUUCUGUCAAAAGCUCCAGUUCUUCCUGUAAUUUUAAGAUAUCCUUAUCACAGAUUUAGUCCCGCGUGGGCACCAUAUCCGGGGUCAGUACUGAGACACAACAAUGGGAAGUUUGGUGUUGCUGGGAUAUGCAAUGGUGGAGGAGGUGCAUCUUCUCUUGUUCUUGAGCUCAUCAACGAUAGGCCUGUGGGGAGGGUGGCACGGUCA